GACUAGAGCUGUGUAAUAGUCGCGGCGCCAACAUUUCUCUACAAGACAUGAACUCGUCUGCGUGUGGCUCACUGUUGCAGGUGUGCAGACAAGGCAGUAGGAGCUGUCCCCCAUGGAUAUGGAGACGAGAGAGUCACUGGCAAACGUCUCUGCUGACACUACGCUCUACCAUGCCAAUGAGAGCGGAGCCAAAGAAGAAGAAAAAAGCAGAUCCUAAAAGGGAACAAGCAAUACGUGAACGUAUGAAGAAAAAGUUAAAGAAACUGGAGCGAAUCCCUCCUCAACUCAUCCCCAUUGAGGAUUUCAUAAAGCCUUCAAAAUUUCUAGAUGAAACGAGAGUGAGGACCCCACCUAAGAUAACCCCAGAAGAGCAGGAAAGAAGAGCGCUGUUAAUGAAGACAUGGGCAUUAAGCAAGCAAAAAGAACAUGAAGCAGAAAACACGGGACUGGAAUCACUACUGGAGGCUCAGGAAGAGGCUCUGCGUGAACUGCGGCUUGAGUCAGAGGAGUUGUACAAUGCAUCUAUACUCACUGAUCCAGGAUUACUUCCAUUAGAGAGUCAGGGACCCUGUAACACUCCUCCUAUAACUCAGUAUAAUGCACCUGAUGGGAAGUACAAUGAUAUCACUAAAGUGUACACACAAUAAGACUGCAUAAGGACUGUAUGCAUUUAAUAAUAUCAGAGGCAAUGCCUUAUCUCAGCAGGGAAGCCUACACUGUCUGUGUGCAAACUGAGAUAGGAGAGACUUAAAAGCUGCCUCAAAGAAAUUUCACUUCAAUCUUCUAUUGUCAAUGUAUGAAUAUUGCUAGCAAAAAAUAAAGGUAACAUUAUUUAAAA
Molecule: messenger RNA, 838 nt
Organism: Xenopus laevis (African clawed frog)
Lineage: Eukaryota; Metazoa; Chordata; Amphibia; Anura; Pipidae
Gene: mrpl40.S
Product: mitochondrial ribosomal protein L40 S homeolog
Cellular component (GO): mitochondrial ribosome; mitochondrial large ribosomal subunit; mitochondrion
Source: RefSeq, marked provisional